AUGAAUGACUUAAUUAUCAUGAGUGACUUGAGUGAAGUAAAGUCCCAGAGGCAAGGAAAGCACAUGACGUGCACGGAUAAACAGUCGCCCCGCUCGCGUUCGCUGCCUCGGCGCAUUUCAACCCUUAGCGCUCUGAUCCCUUGUCUGCCGUUGACCUUUUGCAAGCCAGAGUGGGUUGUGACAAGGCCUUUACAAAGCAUGGCUACCACUGAAGGUCCUGCUAGGGUGCAUGCAGACCGCAAUGCCCGACGUCGCCCAUUCUCAACUUGGAUGAAACGUCUGGCAAAUCUCAAGAGCUCUUCUGACUCUACUUCGAAUCGAUGGUCUCACAAGCGCUACACUGGUAUCAAGGGCAAGAAAGGCGACCAAGCCAAUAACCCAUACCCGCUCUCAGGAACAAUCAAUCGUCACACAGCAAGUCAGACACCGACUGAGUCAUACACAGAUGAACGUUAUGGCGAAGAUUCUCACUCAAGGAGCGAUCCGUCCUUGAUUUCUUCAGGAUAUGAAAACCCCGCCCCCCUGACAAGCGCAAAAUCCGCCGCACCAACCAUUUCAACCAACGGCGACGCCGCAUUCUCCGAGGCCGCGUAUUCAAAGGCAGGGACGGUGACAACUGGCACAGAAGGAUUUAGUACACAUGGAGGAGGUGAAGGCAGUACUUUCUCGUCACCUGCGCCCAGCGUCCGCUCGUUGGCCACUACCCUGACGACCGUGCACUCCGCGGCGCCCUCGACCCAAUUGUACAAUGCACAGAACAGCCAUGGACACCACCACGGCAACUCAAACCAAGGCUCCUCGAACCAGGGCGUUCAAUUCUCCCACCAAUUUCCUUCAAAUUCGUCUCCGGCUACAGCAGUUCCCUCACACUUGGUCCCCCAAAAUCAUGGCAUGACCUACAGCGCAGCAAUUGCGAACAAUGUCUUGACCGAUAACGCUUCUGUGCUUACCCUGGCGAGCUCAUCUAAGCGCCGCCGCCGUAAUUCUCUGGAUACCAACGCAUCUGUGCGCGGGUUGGCCCCAUCCUCGGUUUUCGGCGGUAGCCGUGAAAGCUUGCCACUGAGUGUAUUGAGUGGAAACACAGCUGAAGCAUCAAAUACCUCCAUAUUCAAUGCCUCUGGUGUAUUAAGCCGACCGAGCAUUGUCGGUCUUGCUAGCGCCGAGCGCAUUAGUGUCUAUUCAGCCACUGGCGCAACACCGCUCGCAGCAACCACCGCAGAGCGGGGCAGCCUGUACACCAAACAAACUGCUGGUGAAGCGACAAGUAUUCGCAGUGGCGCACAAUCCCACAGCCGCAAUGAUAGCACCGCUGCCAGUACUGCAGGAGGUGUGAGUAGUCCUCUUGCCAUGACUGGUCGCAUCAGCCGCAGGAGCUCCGGCUGGGGCGAAAUCACUGGCGAGGAAGACAACAACGAGGAGAAGCCGGACGAGAAGAAGGGUGAGGAAGACCUCGGAGCCAAUUAUGAAAACGGUACUCUCGAUGAGACACCGAAGAAAUAA
Molecule: messenger RNA, 1500 nt
Organism: Penicillium soppii
Lineage: Eukaryota; Fungi; Ascomycota; Eurotiomycetes; Eurotiales; Aspergillaceae
Exons: 2
Coding region: 1-1500 (499 amino acids)
Source: RefSeq, a predicted model, not a curated record